This is a messenger RNA of Prosopis cineraria, 1579 nucleotides long. RefSeq names its product cysteine-rich receptor-like protein kinase 10. The transcript is spliced from 6 exons. Gene Ontology annotation, molecular function: protein kinase activity; ATP binding. Gene Ontology annotation, biological process: protein phosphorylation. The coding region runs from base 18 to 911 and encodes 297 amino acids. Lineage: Eukaryota; Viridiplantae; Streptophyta; Magnoliopsida; Fabales; Fabaceae. The record is from RefSeq and is a predicted model, not a curated record.
UGCCUCUAUGUCCCACAAUGGAAUCAUCAAAACCCAUUAUCUCUGUUCCUGCAAUUCCAAUCAUCGGCUUCUUCUUCUUCAUAGUCGUUAGCUUCAUCAGAACAGGUGCUUCUCAGAAACCAAACUACGUUGGAAAUGAUUGUCAGAGCAAGACCCAACAAACCCUUACUUCCUCUUACAAAGUCAACCUUAACCAGGUACUGUCAAGGCUGUCUGCUGAUGCUGCCACGAGAAAACGCUACAGUAACACCACAGUUGGAAACGCCACUGACACCGUGUACGGCCUCUUCGACUGCCGUGGGGAUGUAGUCGGAUACUUCUGCCAGUUCUGUGUCACCACUGCUACCAGAGAUGUUCUUCAACGUUGUCCCAAUCAAUAUUCUGCUGUAAUACGAUACCAAUCUUAUGUGGUACAGUUAUUGCAUUGUCCAAUACUUGAACCAGAACUUCUUUGGGAAGGUGAUGUGGAGCCCGAUUUGGCACAUGCAAGGAGUGAAGAUGUCAGAUUCGAUGGAGGGGAAGAAGUUAAUAAUGGAGUUAGCAGGUCAAAAGCCUUGAUCAUAAGCAUAAGUGUGUUAGUGACUGUGGCCAUACUAAGCUUUUCUGUCUACCUCUUCAGACGAAGCAAGAGUAGAAAAGAUGAAAGGCCAUUGAUGAGCAUUUCUAUAUUACAUGAGCUAUUUCAAAGAGAGAGCUCAUUGAGUACAGACCUUCCCACAAUUCCUUUACAUGUGAUUCAACAGAGUACUCAUAAUUUCUCCGAAGGUUCUAAAUUGGGAGAAGGUGGAUUUGGUCCUGUUUAUAAGGGAACACAGCCAGAUGGGAGGAAAGUUGCUGUGAAAAGACUCUCUCAAACGUCAAAUCAAGGUUCACAGGAAUUCAAGAAUGAAGUGAUGUUUAUAGCAAAAUGACAACAUAGAAAUCUUGUCAGACUUCUGGGUUGCUGCAUAGAGGAAAAUGAAAAGCUACUGGUAUACGAGUACAUGCAAAUUCUAGCCUCGACUCACAUCUUUUUACUUGUGUCAUGAGUCCUACAUUGAGAAGUCACAUUAGUGGAGUAUGGUUUAUAAGUCAACUGGGCACCUUUUCCUUACAAGACGCCUUUUGGAGGUGAGUUCUACCUAGAUGUCUUGUGGUUGUGACAUUGGUGCUCUUGUUGAAAGUCGCUGUUUGCGGAAAGGGCUACCCACGAAGAGGCUGACCAGCCGAAGGCUAAGUGAAGUGCCAUAGAGUGUGAGCUGUCGCGAACACUAGCUCUUGAGGGGUAGGCUAUGUCAUGAGUCUCACAUCGGGAGGCCACAUUGGUAGAGUAUGGUUUAUAAGUCAAUUAGGCACCCUCCCCCUACGAGACAUCUUUUGGGGGUAGCUCUAUCCAAAUGACUUAUGGUCGUGAUAGCUUGUUUCUUCUAGACUUAUAUCCUGCAUGUUCAUUUGUUUUAUGGUUGCACCUCAUGCAACCCGCUGUGCCCUUAAUGUUCAUUUGCCACGUUAAAGGAUCCUUGUUUCAUGGUCUUCAUUUCCCCAUUGUUGUUCUUCUAUCUUGUUUUACAAGUUUACUUUAAUGUUGAUUUUCUUUUCA